Messenger RNA from Setaria italica (foxtail millet), 1090 nucleotides. Its product is annotated as transcription factor PCF1-like. Lineage: Eukaryota; Viridiplantae; Streptophyta; Magnoliopsida; Poales; Poaceae. The record is from RefSeq and is a predicted model, not a curated record. Gene Ontology annotation, molecular function: sequence-specific DNA binding; DNA-binding transcription factor activity. Bases 46 to 564 code for a protein of 172 amino acids. Gene Ontology annotation, cellular component: nucleus. The transcript has a single exon.
GGCCCCACCUCGCAGCCCCAAAUCCCCCCUCCUUUCCGAUUCCAAAUGUCUUCCUCCUCCGAGCUCGUCCUCUACAACCUCGUCCCCGCCCCCCAAACCCUAAACCCUCCCCCACCCCACGCCCCCGCCGCCGCCGUCUCCGGCGACCUCACCAUCUCCACCGCCGUCGCGGCGCCGCCCCAGGAACCUCUCCGCGGCCGGGCCCGCCGCCCGGCGAGGUCCUCCGCCGACCGCCACGCCAAGGUCGCCGGCCGCGGCCGCCGGGUCCGCAUCCCGGCCAUGGUGGCGGCACGCGUGUUCCAGCUCACGCGCGAGCUCGGCCAUCGCACCGACGGCGAGACCAUCGAGUGGCUGCUCCGCCAGGCCGAGCCAUCCAUCAUCGCCGCCACCGGCACCGGCGUCACGCCCGAGGAGGCGCCCUCCGCCCUCGUCCCCGUAUCCCCCGCGGCGGCCACCGCGUCCCUGAUGCACGUCCCGUACUACACCGCGCUCCUCAUGCAGCCGCCGCCCACCGCCGAUUCCGCAUCCGGCUCUGGCGCUGCCGCUGAGGAGAAUAAUAACUAGGUUAGGUAGAAGAAUAUUCUAAGAGUUAGGGCUGUAAUGUUAGUCAUUAGUUUAGGUUUUCUUAUGUGUGCUCCGUAAUCGUGGCAUACCCCCUCAAUAAUUAACUUAUUACCUUGGGGUAUGCCACGGAUGAGUUCCUUAGAUUGUCAAGUUAUUUAGGCAGAUAAUGGAUUGAGAUGGUAACCGCAGAAGAGGGAGAAACGACAUUUAAGCAGUUGUUGAGUUCUGCUGAUGUUGGGAACAAAGUCUGACGUCUUGUGGUGCUUCAGUUGAAUCUGAAUGUUCCUUUUGCUUCUGUACAUGGUUAGUUGCUUUCUUAUUUGUCCUGACUACCAGCUGCAUUUAGUUUCUAGCCCAGGAAUUUGUCCUGAUGCUUAUUCUUAGGGCCAGGUGGUACGGUGGUAGUGGAAGUUUGAAAGCUAUCAAAUUAUCUAUUGCUUACUGUCCUGGUGUCUAUAUUCUGUUCUGUGCAUUUUCCAAAUGUAAAUGCAGUGACUGCUAGAAAGAGAUUACCUGCUGUUUUGUU